AUGGUGCAGCUCGGGGGCGGCCGCGGAGCCCCACCACCGGCCCCAGCCGCUCCUCCCGCUUUCAGCAUCGACAGCAUCCUGCAGACCGGUCCCCGCCGCCCGGCCCGGGAGCAGGGCAGAGCCCGCUGCGCCCUGCCGGAGGAGGAGGAUGAGGAGGAGGAAGAUGAAGAAGAGGGCCCUGCGGAGCGAGACCCCAAUAAAGGCUCCAACGACUCGGGCAGCGAGCCCCGCCGGCUGCAGGCAGAGGGGCCGGGCCGUGGGCUCCGCCCGGGGACCGAGGGCAUCGUCGCGGUGUCGCCCGCGGAGGGACCGCGCGGUCCCUGGCAGCCGUCGCCGAGAGAUGCUGGGGGUUGCGGCGGGGAGAGCGGCAGGUCGCCGGCGGUGGGAGGCAAGAAGAAGACGAGGACCAUCUUCUCCAAGAGCCAGGUCUUCCAGCUGGAGUCCACCUUCGACGUGAAGCGCUACCUGAGCAGCGCCGAGCGGGCCGGGCUGGCGGCCGCGCUGCACCUCACCGAGACCCAGGUGAAGAUCUGGUUCCAGAACCGGCGCAACAAGCUCAAGAGACAGAUGUCGGCCGAGCCCGAGGGGCCGGGGCCGGGGCAAGCGGAGCAUCCCGGGGAACCGCCACCCCUGGCUGCCUCCGCGGCUGUGUCCCUGCCGGCCAUUUACAAGGACAGCACCCUGCUCAGCCGCUGCCUGCUGCCUCUCCCCUUCCCUCUGCUCUACCCGGGCAGCGCCAUCCCUUACCUCUGCCUCCCCGGCCCGGGCAAACACUUCAGCUUGCUGGAUGGGGACGUAUAGCCUCGCCCCUCGGCUCCCCCCGUUCUUCUUGCCGGGGGCCGCACCGAUGGUAUUUAUGCCCCAGCCGUGUCCGCCUUCACCCCGAUCCGUGGCAGCCGCCCCCCUGCCCACGGAGGGGAUGCCCGGGCUCCCCCCCGCGUGUCCGUGGGCAGCCUACACGUUGUUAGAGCUCUCGCAGCGCUCUUUCUCUGGGCAGGACGGAGGAGAGAACGGAGGUGCCAAAGAAACAGGGCUGUGUUCUACCUUCCUC
Messenger RNA from Cygnus atratus (black swan), 1051 nucleotides. RefSeq names its product homeobox protein HMX2-like. Gene Ontology annotation, biological process: regulation of transcription by RNA polymerase II. Bases 1 to 801 code for a protein of 266 amino acids. Gene Ontology annotation, cellular component: nucleus. The record is from RefSeq and is a predicted model, not a curated record. The transcript is spliced from 2 exons. Gene Ontology annotation, molecular function: DNA-binding transcription factor activity, RNA polymerase II-specific; RNA polymerase II transcription regulatory region sequence-specific DNA binding. Lineage: Eukaryota; Metazoa; Chordata; Aves; Anseriformes; Anatidae.